UUAUAAAAACAGGUGAAUUGGGAGUACAGAGCCAGGCUAGAUUCUUCCCCCGGUGCUGUGCGUCUACAGGGUUCUACUCAGGUUUCUGUCUUUUGUGGGGAGAAGUAAAAUAAUGGCAUCUCCAGCAGAUGAAGAAAACGGGCUUUCCUCCUCCAUGAGAGCUCCUCUUCUUCAAACACAUGGACGCCUACCAGGCCAUGAGGGAGAAGCUACUUUUGCAAGGACUUGCUUCAAUGUUACCAACGCCCUCUCUGGAAUUGGUGUGUUAUCAGUACCAUACGCGCUGUCAGAAGGAGGAUGGAUAAGCCUUGCUCUUUUCUUCCUGGUUGCCCUUGUAUGCUUCUACACCGGUCUACUCCUCCAGCGUUGCAUGGACGCAGACCCACACAUCAGAAGCUAUUUAGACGUUGGAGAGUUUGCUUUCGGUUAUAAUGGAAGAAUUAUUGUCGCCAUUUUCAUGUAUAUAGAGCUUUACCUCGUUGCAGUUAGCUUUCUGAUCCUAGAGGGUGAUAACUUGGACAAUCUGUUUCCCAACUUAGAAUUUCAGCUUCUAUCUCUGACAAUAAAACAAAAGCAGUUCUUUCUUUUAGUCUCUGCUCUGAUUAUACUGCCAACAACAUGGUUAAGAAAUUUGGGUGGUCUUGCAUACAUCUCUGCCGGAGGAGUGGUGGCAUCGGUGAUUUUGAUGUGUUCUUUGCUUUGGAUUGGAGUCACUGAAACUGGAUUUCAGAUGAAGGGAAGAGUUCUCAAUUUGGGUGGACUGCCUACAGCUUUGGGCUUGUUUUUUGUUUGUUUCACUAGUCAUGCUAUGUUUCCGACCAUUCAGGCUUCAAUGAGGGAGAAAACGAGGUUCUCCAAGGUACUCGUAAUUUCUUUUGCUCUUUGCAUAUUCAACUAUGGAGCAAUGGCUGUUCUUGGUUAUCUUAUGUAUGGGGAGAACCUAAAAUCACAGGUUACACUGAAUCUUCCACCCGGGAAGAUUAGUUCGAAGAUAGCAAUCUACACAACACUGAUCAAUCCAUUGGCUAAGUACGCUCUAACUAUAACGCCAAUUAGUUUUUCCGUAGAAGAAUGGCUGGCAUUCCAUCUGAAAAGAUCUCACGGCACUCUAGUGAGGACUCUCCUGUUGCUCAGCACAGUCUUGGUGGCAUCAUCGAUACCUUUCUUCGGCUACCUUAUGGCUUUCAUUGGAUCUUUUCUUAGCAUCAUGGUAUCAGUUUUGUUUCCUUGCGUGUUUUAUAUGAAGAUCUACAGAGUUUCUUUUCAAAGGAAUGGGUUUGAGAUGGUUGUGAUUGUGGGAGUUAUGGUUACAGGUGUUCUGAUUUCUGUUGUAGGCACUUACUCAUCUAUUGCACAAAUCAUCUCCAGUUUGUAGAGGAAUUUGUUGUAUCGAGAUGUCUGUCAAUCACAAUUUCGUUGAAUGAAUCCUACUAGCAGGAACAUUUAGGGUUCCUAGUUUGUUUAAUUUUCAGAUGUUUGAGCUUGAUUGAAUCAAGUUUCAAAAGGAGACCUUGAAUGAAAUUGGUUUCAAUAGUUUUUAUU
Molecule: messenger RNA, 1542 nt
Organism: Phalaenopsis equestris
Lineage: Eukaryota; Viridiplantae; Streptophyta; Magnoliopsida; Asparagales; Orchidaceae
Product: vacuolar amino acid transporter 1-like
Exons: 3
Coding region: 113-1375 (420 amino acids)
Cellular component (GO): plasma membrane
Source: RefSeq, a predicted model, not a curated record